AUGGGAAUUCUAAAUUUCGUAUUCGCUCCUUUUCUAGUGGUUUAUCUGCUUAUAUUUUUCUUUUUCCGUUAUUUUGAGGAAUACCGUAAUAAUCCCAAGAACAUUGGCAUACGUCAAUGGUCUCCCUUCGCUCGUUGGAAGUUUCGGGAGUUUAACGAAUUACCUCAUUUAUUUAAUCAGAGAUUGAACAAAAGUUAUAAACAGGCUAACAAAUAUGUUGACCAAUUCCCAAGGGAAAAAACGGCCUUGCUUUCAAAGUUUGUAUCCUUCAUAGCUAGUUCACUCGCUGCUGUAUUACUUCUCGCCAGUAUUAUCGAUUCUGAGGUCUUUUUGGGAUUUGAAAUUACACCCGGUCGUAACGUUUUUUUUUAUCUCGGACUGUUGGUUCCGAUUGUGGCUAUUAGUCGUGGGAUGAGCGUGGAAGAUCACGUGGUAUUUGAUCCAACAGCCAGGUUAAAGAAAGUUGUAGAACAUACACAUUAUUCUCCCGAUAGUUGGAAAGGAAAAUUAGAUACCGAUGAUCAAAUCGUCGAUUUUUUUAGAGAAUUCACCGUUCAUGUAGACGGCCUUGGCUACGUUUGCAGCUUUGCGGAAUUCGAUUUCAAGCGGCAUGGAAAUGUGAAG
Scutellospora calospora is the source of this 624-nucleotide messenger RNA. NCBI's taxonomy places the organism in Eukaryota, Fungi, Glomeromycota, Glomeromycetes, Diversisporales, Gigasporaceae. The record is from the annotation of a GenBank genome assembly.